CAAGUAUAGACAUUUUCUCAAGUGAUAAACUUUUCAUUUUAUGUGUUCAUAGGAUUGUGUGUAUCCAGUGGUGAUUAUCUGAUGUCUAGCCAUCAAUUUGCUAAUAAUAAUAAUAAUUUUAACAUGUUUAGUUCACAUAAAACACAUACUGAUUUUAUGUGAUAAUGAGUACACAUUAAUUGGCUUAUAUUGUUCAAUAAUAAUUAUUAAAUAAUCACAUAAUGCCGUCAAAAAAGUUUACAAAAAUCUGUUCAAUUUGUGGCGAAAAGGCUAUCGGUUACAACUUUUGUGCCAUUUCUUGCGAGUCUUGUAAAGCAUUUUUCCGGAGAAAUGCCACCAAAUUGGAUGAGUAUAAGUGUCCGUUUGAUGACAAAUGUAAGGUGAAUGUCGUGACCAGAAAAUUCUGCCGCAAAUGUCGACUCCGGAAGUGUUAUGCCGUCGGAAUGAAACAAGAGUAUAAGUGUCCGUUUGAUGACAAAUGUAAGGUGAAUGUCGUGACCAGAAAAUUCUGCCGCAAAUGUCGACUCCGGAAGUGUUAUGCCGUCGGAAUGAAACAAGAAUGGAUUUUGAAUGACGAGGAAAAGGAGGUCCGGAAGAAUAAGAUCGAAGAGAACCGAAAGCUGAAGGAAUUAAACGAUAAGAAGUCCACCAAAACAUACAACGAGUCGUCGAUCGCCAGCUCAUCCCCGCAGACAUCAUAUACGGACACAACGGGUGAGGACUCGACGAUCGCCGAUGUCUUCGACACGAAUACCAUCACUGAUGACGAGAUUAUCACAAAUCUCAUGGACAUCGAGACAUACAUC
Molecule: messenger RNA, 806 nt
Organism: Oppiella nova
Lineage: Eukaryota; Metazoa; Arthropoda; Arachnida; Sarcoptiformes; Oppiidae
Source: the annotation of a GenBank genome assembly